Messenger RNA from Babesia sp. Xinjiang, 1617 nucleotides. RefSeq lists its product as uncharacterized. The record is from RefSeq and is a predicted model, not a curated record. The coding region runs from base 1 to 1617 and encodes 538 amino acids. The transcript has 2 exons. Lineage: Eukaryota; Apicomplexa; Aconoidasida; Piroplasmida; Babesiidae.
AUGGCUGUUGCCACCUUCAUGUCUGGCAACGUAUUAGGCUCGGACCUCCCUGAGGAAGUGGAACUUCCAGAGCAUCAGGAAACCGUUCCAGAGACACAUCAGGAUGUUGAGGAACAGGGCUCUCAGGAAGCUGAACCCGAAGUCCCUCAGCAAGUUGAGGUAGAAGACCCCAAACCAACCCGUGGUAACCUAUCAGGCAGCAACAAUGCGUCUGGUAAGAAGAGGAGCUGGUGGCAAAAGUUGUUCGGCAAUUGUAAGGUAUACUCUAGAAAUGAAUUAACGCUCAAUCCGAAUACUAAACCUCACGCUGAUCCAAGCAGUCCAGGCUACGGUAAAUGGUAUACUGAGUACGAUGUUUGUGGUGAAGAGGACGCAGAAAAGGCCCAAGCAGUUCGCGAUAAGCUGCGAGAAAUGCUCCCCCCCUUAUAUACGCUGCGAGGUGGUACUUAUAGGUUGCUCCACAUGAAAUCUUCUUCAAUCGAUUCGAUCGUGUACGAUGACUAUCUCGUGCCUUUUUUCUCUCGUUACAAAGCAAUAACUGACGACAUCUAUAUUCAAGAUUAUCAGCGUGGUAACACUCGCAUCUUUUCAAUUAGUAGUUCCUUUGUGAUAGGAACCACAGGCGUACGUACGGUCAACUACAAAAUAAUUGGGCGCAGAUGCGUUAUUGUUGGAAUUAAAUCUAAAAGUGCCUUUCUAAGUGGGCCAAUAUCCCUGCGUUUAGAUAUCAAUUCAGCCGAGUUGCAUCCGUUCAUAAUUCCACACGCUACUUUUACUGGGGACCAGACAAUGAAAUGGGUAGUUAUCACACGGGAACAUCGUUCCACAGAUAGAUCAAACAAAAUCCACAAAUUACGAUUCAGUGGGGAAUCACUAGUGCUAUCUCCCAUAAUAAUCGUCGAUAAGGAAACUAAUGGUCCUGGUUAUCCUGCUACCUCAAUCUCUGGCCUUAUCGAUAAAUUCGCUGAGACCAGCGUCACAGGAGAUUUCAAUUUAUGGAUCAAAUAUCGAAAACGUGGUUUGCCGCAUGCUAUAAAGAUACCUCCAAUUGAAAAUGGUAUUUUUAAACCAUGUAACAUAAUUCAACAUCACUACACAUUCUGUAAAUCCAAGCAUUUUCAACCCAUAGAGCGCACGACUGUAAUCAUAGACAUUUCUAAGACUGAAGUAAACGUAGCAGAGCUUAUAGUCUUAGCCAACCUAAAAAGGGGUGACUGGUUGUAUACACAGUACACUAUUUCACCCGUACGUGACCAGCUCUUCUUGUUUGUCAGGGUCAUAAAUUCGGUCACCGGUUCGGAGCUAUACCAAGUUGAGGACUCUACAUUCAUUACACACGUAGAGGUAUUCGAUAACGUUACUUACGGUUGGCAAUACGUUGUGGUGAACUAUGAAAGGUCGCUGGGAAAAGGUAUUAAGGGCUUCCAAAAAGUAUACGUUCGACAAAACGGAGAACGAGGUGUUAUAUACAUCGAUCUCAGUAAUUUCUGGCCAGACUCGUAUAUACAGAUGUUGUAUAACAUCAACACUUUCGCACCAAAUCCCUGUGACCAAGACCUCAAUAACCUUAUAAUGGAUGCCUUUUCGGCGUCACCAAACACAGGAGAGAUUGUAUAG